Molecule: messenger RNA, 3639 nt
Organism: Pteropus alecto (black flying fox)
Lineage: Eukaryota; Metazoa; Chordata; Mammalia; Chiroptera; Pteropodidae
Gene: STK38
Product: serine/threonine kinase 38
Exons: 14
Coding region: 330-1727 (465 amino acids)
Biological process (GO): intracellular signal transduction; peptidyl-serine phosphorylation
Molecular function (GO): protein serine/threonine kinase activity; ATP binding
Source: RefSeq, a predicted model, not a curated record
CUGAAAUCCCGCCGCGUCUCCGGGAAGUCACGCUUGCGCAGUCUCGGCCCUUGGCCGCCGCGCCAGCCCCUCUCUGCGGCGGGGGACGGGGCAACCUUGGCCCCUCCGCGUUUCCGUCUUUUCCGGCAGUUGGGGCGCUUCCUGUUGUCUUCAGCCGCAACUGCCCCUCGUACCCUACCUCAGAGGCCCUCACCGGUUCCCUCCCUUCCUCUGGCCGGCUGGCUGCUGCCACUGGGGCUUCGCCUGUCCGCACUUCGAGACCGCUGGCCCGGCCGGCGUCUGCGGCUGUCCGCCGCCCCCAGUCCUGUCUCCCUCGGGGCCCUGCAGCCAUGGCAAUGACAGGCUCAACACCUUGCUCGUCCAUGAGUAAUCACACAAAGGAAAGGGUGACAAUGACCAAAGUGACACUGGAGAAUUUUUAUAGCAACCUUAUCGCUCAACAUGAAGAACGAGAAAUGAGACAAAAGAAGUUAGAAAAAGUGAUGGAAGAGGAAGGCCUAAAAGAUGAAGAGAAACGACUCAGGAGAUCAGCACAUGCUCGGAAAGAAACAGAAUUUCUUCGUUUAAAGAGAACAAGACUUGGAUUGGAAGAUUUUGAGUCCUUAAAAGUAAUAGGCAGAGGAGCGUUUGGUGAGGUGCGGCUUGUUCAGAAGAAAGAUACAGGACAUGUAUAUGCAAUGAAAAUACUCCGUAAAGCAGAUAUGCUUGAAAAAGAGCAGGUUGGCCACAUUCGUGCGGAGCGUGACAUUCUAGUGGAGGCAGACAGUUUGUGGGUUGUGAAAAUGUUCUAUAGUUUUCAGGAUAAGCUAAACCUCUACCUAAUCAUGGAGUUCCUGCCUGGAGGGGACAUGAUGACUCUACUGAUGAAAAAAGACACCUUGACAGAAGAGGAGACUCAGUUUUAUAUAGCAGAAACAGUAUUAGCUAUAGACUCCAUUCACCAGCUUGGAUUCAUCCACAGAGAUAUCAAACCAGACAACCUUCUUCUGGACAGCAAGGGCCAUGUGAAACUUUCUGACUUCGGCCUUUGCACAGGACUGAAAAAAGCACAUAGGACAGAAUUUUAUAGGAAUCUGAACCACAGCCUCCCCAGUGAUUUCACUUUCCAGAACAUGAAUUCCAAAAGGAAAGCAGAAACCUGGAAAAGAAAUAGACGUCAGCUAGCCUUCUCCACAGUAGGUACUCCUGACUACAUUGCUCCCGAGGUGUUCAUGCAGACCGGGUACAACAAGCUCUGUGAUUGGUGGUCGCUUGGGGUGAUCAUGUAUGAGAUGCUCAUCGGCUACCCACCUUUCUGUUCUGAGACCCCUCAAGAGACAUAUAAGAAGGUGAUGAACUGGAAAGAAACUUUGACUUUUCCUCCAGAAGUUCCUAUCUCUGAGAAAGCCAAGGAUCUGAUUUUGAGAUUUUGCUGUGAAUGGGAACAUAGGAUUGGAGCCCCUGGAGUUGAGGAAAUCAAAAGUAAUUCUUUUUUUGAAGGCGUUGACUGGGAACAUAUCAGAGAGAGACCUGCUGCAAUAUCUAUUGAAAUCAAAAGCAUUGAUGAUACUUCAAACUUCGAUGAGUUUCCAGAAUCUGAUAUUCUUAAGCCAACAGUGGCAACAAGUAAUCACCCUGAGACUGACUACAAGAACAAAGACUGGGUCUUCAUCAAUUACACAUACAAGCGCUUUGAAGGCCUAACUGCACGGGGGGCAAUACCUUCCUAUAUGAAAGCAGCAAAAUAGUAUCUUUGAAAUGGAAUCCUAAAUGGAGCAGUGUUUUGUACAACAUCAUAGUUUUCCUCUCACACACUUUUUUGAAAUUGCUUCCAAGAAGUUUAUGGAACCCACUUGUAUGUCAUGGUAAACUCUCCUGAAAUGUGAUAGUAAGUGGAUUCUCUUCCUUAAUGCAUCUGAAAAGCUGUAGGAAAAAAAGAACCAUUUUUACUACAUUGGCCACAAGCAGCUGUCUUGCUUCUUCAGAGGCGUCACGAGCCAAUAUGAUAGGUGUUUUUUUUUCUUCAAAAAACUUGAGUUUUCCUAAAGUUCAUCAGAAGGGGAAAAACAGCCAUCAUCCAGCAUUAUUGAGAUUGUAAUGUAUUGAAUAUCAGACAAUUCCUGUGAUUUUGUGACAUGCUUUCUACCAAGCCCACCAAGUAUUUCUUUUUUUUUACAGCUGAAAGUUCCACAGUACUAAGGAAAUACAGCAAUAACAAAAGUCUCAGCAGCCAGCAUUCUGGCUGAAGGAAAUGAUCCACUAUCCUCUAACAGGGUGGUGAGGGUAGUUUCUCCCCAUACCUCGGCCUCGGGCGAGUGGCUUUUAUAGCCUCCAUUCAUGGUGCACUUUAUAUAUGGUACUAGGAUAAAGACCUUUAAUCCAUUGAUUUCUGUCCUCCCACCCAUCUAAAUACUCUUGCUGCUCUUCUGAGUGUUGAUGGGGGAAUACCAGUUUGAUCCCUUGUUGCUCUCAGAAGGCCCCCAAAGCCAUUGGGCAUUGCCAAGGAGUCCCGGGUCACGUGGAAAACCAAACCCUCACUUUCUCUUCGUGGCUGUAUCAGAAAAUCCCCAAGACGUGGACCAGCAACACCUGCAAGUGCUGCCAACAGGAACUUGGUUUAUUCCUGGGAACACAGCAAGGAGAGCCCAGGCAGAGGCAGAAGGCCUGGAACCCUCUUGGCCAAAGUGCUGCUCCUGCUCAGUCUCCAGAACCUCCUUGGAAGUGGUGAGGGAACCAGCCCAAUACAAAGUGCAAAACCAGCCUACAGAUCUUCAUAACAAGUUCACUCUUCAAUCCUUGGUGCAACUGUGUUUUGUCUUCUCUUUUGGUAGUUCUUCUCUCCCGACUUUAAAUGCCAUUUUGCCUUGGAAUCAUGAUUAUAGAUUUUUCCUUUGCAGAUGCCUUCCUAGGGGAUGUUUCUCUCUACCCUCAAGGGUCACCUGCAGCUUGGGCUGACCAGGCCUCUGCUGUGGCAUUCUCUCAUGAGACACCCUCUGAAUUUUAGCACAAAGUGCCUUCUCUUUCACAACUGCCACCACCUUUAGAGGAAUUUUGCUGCAUCAGAAAAAUGUGGAGGCUCCAUAUUAAUUCAUUAUUACUUUUUAAAAUUUUGAUAACUCUUAAAGCAUCGUUUGCACCUGUGUGGUAACUUUGGCUGUUGCAGAGCGUCUUGGCCAAGCUACAACUGGGAGACUGUUUUCUUGACAUUGCCAGUCUUGACAUUGUUAAGAUAGCUUUGAAAAGAAAGUAUGUCCUAGCUUAGCCAUUGAGAAAAGAAAAAUGGAAUAUCAAAAAGUUACAGUACUAAGUGAAACUGCUUUGGAUUUUAAUGUUUUAGAGGAAGAAAAAAGAAUAUUAGUUAAGUAUUGACUCUGGAUGAAGGUAAUGUGACUGCCCCCUUAAUCUUUCAUUCAUGGUCUAAUGGCGAAAAGGAAGUAAAUGAGAUUCUUUUGUGUAACUUUGUAGUUCCUUUGUAUUACCAAAUAGUUGGGGUGUUGACCCCCACAUGUUUUGCAAGAGUGUGUGGUAAGCAUGGGUAAAGAGAUGUAACAGGAGUGGUGAUAGUCUGCGUGUUGGGGAGUGGCAGGGGACAAUUUGUUUUAGGGAGAAAUGUCCACAUUUUAACUUUUGAACUUUGGAAUAAACUGUGUGAAAAUAGUA